This is a messenger RNA of Pistacia vera, 717 nucleotides long. RefSeq names its product 60S ribosomal protein L14-1-like. The coding region runs from base 134 to 538 and encodes 134 amino acids. Gene Ontology annotation, molecular function: structural constituent of ribosome; RNA binding. Gene Ontology annotation, biological process: ribosomal large subunit biogenesis; translation. Gene Ontology annotation, cellular component: cytosolic large ribosomal subunit; ribosome. The transcript has 5 exons. Lineage: Eukaryota; Viridiplantae; Streptophyta; Magnoliopsida; Sapindales; Anacardiaceae. The record is from RefSeq and is a predicted model, not a curated record.
CAAAAUUCCAACAUAGACUCGUUCGUACCGGAUUAUAGUCAAAAACCCUACUAUAACUUAACCUCGCAAACCCUAGACUAAAGCCUCUUGCUUAACUCAUCGCUUCACUGCCUUUCUCCGUAGAUCUUCAAAGAUGCCGUUCAAGAGGUACGUGGAGAUAGGAAGAGUGGCGCUGGUUAACUACGGCAAGGACUAUGGGAAGCUCGUCGUCAUCGUUGAUGUCAUCGACCAAAACAGGGCUCUUGUUGAUGCACCUGAUAUGGUGAGGAGCCAAAUGAACUUCAAGAGGCUUUCACUUACAGAUAUUAAGAUUGACAUCCAACGAGGUCCCAGGAAGAAGACUCUGAUUGAAGCCAUGGAGAAGGCUGAUGUUAAGAACAAAUGGGAGAACAGCUCCUGGGGCAGGAAGCUGAUUGUGCAGAAAAGAAGAGCCUCUCUUAAUGAUUUUGAUAGGUUCAAGAUCAUGUUGGCAAAGAUCAAGAGAGGUGGACUUAUCCGACAGGAGCUUGCAAAACUCAAGAAGGAGACAGCAGCUUAGAAAUUUGUGAUAGAGUUAUAUGUUUUUGUUUUUGUUCAGUUUUUACUGUCUCAAUUUGAUUUUUAUUAAUGUAUUGAUUGAUAUGAGGAACCACCAACUUGGUAUUUUUGGUUAAUCAUUAUUAUUCUGAGAACUUUUUAGAAACUGUUAAUGAUAUUUCAAUGUCAGUCCCCCCUCCA